Messenger RNA from Tremella mesenterica DSM 1558, 1095 nucleotides. RefSeq lists its product as uncharacterized. Bases 1 to 1095 code for a protein of 364 amino acids. The transcript has 2 exons. The record is from RefSeq and is a predicted model, not a curated record. Lineage: Eukaryota; Fungi; Basidiomycota; Tremellomycetes; Tremellales; Tremellaceae.
AUGACUAGGGAUCGUAAUAAAGCUCGUCGUCAGCACAAGAAUCAAGCAGAAGAUCAACUCCUCCUCUUCCAACUACCUACUCGCUUCCGGCACACUGUCUAUCAUCCUUCCCUACUCUCCCCAGCCGGUUUGUCUGAGGAACUUUUUAUCUCGACAUUCUUCCAAAAACAGACCUUUUUAUCACAUUCAGAUCACCUCCUCAUCCCAAACCCCGAAUAUCAGUCUCGGAACUCGUCUAUACCCUGCUAUGCAGCAUUCCGACUGAAAGGUAUGGUCUCAGCAGGUCAGCAAGAAACUCUCUACACAUUGGUACAGAACGUGUGGGAUGUUGGCCUCAGGUCUCACACGGUAGCUUCUAGAGGUGCCGAUUUCCAUCAGUGGUGGUUUGGUGUAUGGUGUAGGUAUGCCAAACAUAGUGUCAUAUCGGCCGACUCUCGACAGAAAGGCUCUCAAAAAGAAGUUCUUGAACUUGUCAAAGCCUUUGAUGGUAUCUUUGGUGACAAGCCGAGGUCAAUGCUUCAUCGUCUUGAUAAGAAGGUAGCUAUAUCCAUGGCACACAACCAUUGGCAUGUUCACAAUUAUCUGAAAGGAUUGAAAACCAAGUACGAGAACAAAACCACUCCCACGGACAGGGCGACUCAAAUGCCCUCCAGUUUCCGGAAAACGGCUGAAAGUCUUGAUAGUACUCACUCUGAAGCGAAGGCAAUAAGACUGGGAGGAAUGGGUAUGAUGCUAGCGGUCUCAUGGGGGGAAGGGACGGAAUGGCAUAUCGAUGCUAAGGACUAUGGCCAUCACUACACAAUCGUCUCAGUCCUGACGUCUCCUGCUGUCCUUCAUCUACCUGAACUUGGAUGUACCAUACCUGUGUAUCCUGGCGAUGUUGUUGGCUUCUUGGCCCACCGUUACCUUCAUAAGUUGGAACCACUACCAGCGGUCGGUACCUCACCAUUUAUCAAGAACAGCGCUGCGUUCAUGGGGAUAACUCCGAUGUUGGCGAAGUACAAGGAAAGCGUAGGGAGCGUAGGAAACGUAGGGGAAAGCGUAGGGGGAGAAGCAGGGAGUGGGAGUCGAAGGCAGGUGGUGUUCACUUGCUGA